Molecule: messenger RNA, 366 nt
Organism: Monoraphidium neglectum
Lineage: Eukaryota; Viridiplantae; Chlorophyta; Chlorophyceae; Sphaeropleales; Selenastraceae
Product: CDF transporter, membrane protein
Exons: 2
Coding region: 1-366 (121 amino acids)
Biological process (GO): zinc ion transmembrane transport
Cellular component (GO): plasma membrane
Molecular function (GO): zinc ion transmembrane transporter activity
Source: RefSeq, a predicted model, not a curated record
AUGAGCCGCGUGGAGGGCAUCCUGGACGUCCACGACCUCCACAUAUGGAACAUCUCGACAGGCAUCCCAGUGCUCACCGCCCAUGUGCACAUCGGCGAGGACGCCGACCAGACGCAGGUGCUGCAAGCGCUGGAGGUGUACGUGCGCCGCAUCGGCAUCAAGCACUCCACCAUCCAGAUCUGCAACCCCAUGGCUGGGGAGGGCGGCAGCGGCAACGGCAGCAGCGGGGUUGGCGGCGGCGGCGGCGGCGGCCACCACAGCCACAGCCACAGCCAUGACGAGGGCGACUGCGAGGCGGGCCAGCACUACCACGGCCACGAGCACGAGCAUGAGCACGGCGGUGGUUGCUCAGGGCACCACCACUGA